Messenger RNA from Esox lucius (northern pike), 2930 nucleotides. RefSeq names its product gasdermin-E. The transcript is spliced from 10 exons. Gene Ontology annotation, cellular component: cytoplasm. NCBI's taxonomy places the organism in Eukaryota, Metazoa, Chordata, Actinopteri, Esociformes, Esocidae. The record is from RefSeq and is a predicted model, not a curated record. The coding region runs from base 111 to 1556 and encodes 481 amino acids. Gene Ontology annotation, biological process: programmed cell death.
AACUCUAGUUUACUGGUGUUCCAGACAUACACCACUAUCUCAACAAUCUGUCAGAGUCGUAAGGACUCGGAGUAAGAAGUGCCCUGAACAUUUCCCAAAACCUCUCUCUGAUGAUUUCCACGGCCAUAAAAUCCAUGCUGAAGGAUGUAGAUAGUGCGGGAACCCUGAUUCCUGUUUCCAGUCUGAAUGACAACUCAGACAAACUGAGUCUCCUCUCAGUCAUUGUCAAGACCAAGCCCAAAAGGGAAUGGUUCUGGAAGAAACCCAAGUACCAAUCUAGGGGCUUUACACUCAGUGAUGUGCUUCCUGAAGACUCACCAUUAAGCCCAAGUUCCAAGAAGAUGGACUUUGUUGAUCACAGUGGGAUAUUUCGUGACCAGAAGGAAAUUAAGGCAGAAGGAAAAGUGGAGGGAUUGUUUGCAGAUAUAAAAUUUAACGUAGGGGUGAACUGCUCCUACAAACAGGAAUGUUCCUUUGGCAGACUGAAGAAAGAGGAGGUUGAGGUGAAGAAGUUAUUGAACCAUUUGAAAGACAAACGCUUGGACAUGACCCACCCUGUAAUCAAGCAGAGCUUUGCAAAGCCCAGGGCAGUCUUAUGCAUUUUAACAGAGAGGAUUAUUACCACGGAACCUUGUCUGGUCACUAACAAAACUCUGAAGUCUGGCAACAUAUGUGCCAAGGAGGCCAUUUUGUUAGACCUGAGCACCUUUGAGAAGGCAUCUGUGAAACAGAGUGUCAGCAAGCAGUCAGGAAGUGUGGUUUCUCUACAGUUUCCGGAAAAUACUGUAAUUGCCUUCAGUCUGAUUGAACUCCGGGUCAAAAGCAAUGGAACGUUUGACCUUUGCCUCUUCUCCGACAAUGGUGGUUUCGAACAGGUUAAGCCAAAUGAUGAAUUCCUAGAAGAUGUAUUUAUGGGAGGCAUAUUUGAUCACAACAGCCUCCUGGAUUUAAAUAAAGAACUAGAGAAACUGAGUGAUCACUUCCAGCUGCUGUCAGUUCUACCGACUGAGAUGCGCUCCAACCUGCUUCAGCUCCUCAGAAACACAAUGAAGAACAGAGAGGAAGUCAGUGUUCUGGAGAGUGUGCUGGAUCAGAUGUGUGACGGUGAGACUCCAGACCUGGGUGAUCUGAGAGAGUCAGUGAGGAAGACCGUCCAGGCCAUAGUGGAUCUUGUGGAUCAAAUUGAUGAUGAUGACAAAGAGCUCAGAUCCUCACUUCUCAGUUCCAUCCACCUCAUUGUCAGUGCCAUGGAUGAGAUGCCAGAUGAGGGACUCUCAGUGUUGGAAUCCUGUUGCAGUCCUCCAGUCUUAGAGGCCCUUCAGAUCCUGGUCCAGUGUGUGGCAGCAGGGAGUGGAGAGACCCUCUCUCUGACAGAUGCAGGUCUGACUAUACUGACUGAAGAGGAGGUGUAUGGAAAGGCACAGUGUCUCUUUGACCUCUCUAACGUGAUACUGAAGAGAGAGGAGGACACACUGAAGACAGAGAUGAAGGACCAGACUGGAUACAUUUCUCUUUUAAUGAGUAUUGCUGUGAAAGGCCUGGCCUCUUUAGUGUAAGCUGAUAGGGAAACCAUCUGAAACAGUGACAGAACUUUAAUAUUGAGACAGAACGUUCUUUAUUUUACCAUUUUCUUUAUAGGAGGUUAAAAACAUGGUGGGUCGCUGUGUGUCUAAGUCAGAGUUUCUCAAAGAAGAUUCUUCUGGGGACCGCUUGCUUAAAAUAAUAGCAACCAUUUAUUUUUUUAAAGACAAUGUGUUAUUACAAUUUCUCUAUGAUGUCAACUGCACCAAUACUUUAGUUUUAAUAGUCAUGACAUCAUCCAUUAAGCAUUUGAAUUUUCUAUUUUAGCAUUUUGAAAUCUAUUUUAGCACAUAUUGAAGCUACUGAAAACAAUUAUUUGAUAAUAUUAUACAUAUCAACCGCAAACACUGACUUAAUAGACCUCAAGACUUUGUCAAGAUCGUAUUACAUAUUUAAAUAUAUAUAUUUUAUUGUGUCUAUAUAUUUUUUUUUUUUUAUUGUGUCUUCAUCUGUUAGUUACUGUUGAACCGAUGAGGCGAAUUGGCUGGAGGUGUGCACCCAGUAUGAGGCCAAAGUUUUUGCCCAUGUCACACCAAUGUAGAUGUGUUUGCUGGGUACCAUGUUGUUUCUGGUCUAACAUAGGAGAGAGUUCAUUAUGCCAUGUAAUCUGUCAAUCUUGUUCUGUCCUGUUCAAACUGAUACAGGCCCUAAAAUGAUCAAUAACUCCAGCUUGUCAAGCCACAGAUUGUGGAUCUCACAGGAGUGUGACAGGUAUGGCAUGAGGUACCAGCGGCUCACGUCUGUAAUCGACAGGACCCUGUGCAGCUUCUACCCCCAAGCCAGAUGCCACACUGAUGUCACACUAGACUACGCCCACACAAUCACACUUUCUUAGCCGGCAACAAACACACACAUACACAUGAAAUGUACACAUAUGCAUAUUGAUGCCGUGAACUCUCUCACUCGUCUCGCGUGCACGCACGCACACAUGCACACACGCGCACACACACUGCAGGCAAUGUUUAUUAAUAUCCAUCAGUGCCUCCCCAUUUUGGUCGUUAUUUGAAUCAAUGUUUAUUCAUUCACUGUUAUUCAUUGUUGUUGCUCGUUGCACUAUGUAUAUUUCCCUUCGGUUGUUUGUCUGUUGUCUUUAUUUUUAUGUUGUCAUUAUAGUAUCCAGAGCACAUAAGCCAUAAUGGACCAAUACAAUCUUCUGCUUUAAAUUACAUUUUGCUUAUAAAGUGGCCUUAAUAUAAAUGUCUUAUAGCUUUAGAAACAUGUGUUAUGCUUUAUAAAGUGUUAGUAAAUCAGUCAUAAGCACAUGUCAAAUGUAACGCAACCCGCUAUGUUCAAUAUUAAAGUUAUUGACGUUUAUUUGGUUAUUUGCCACGUAGGCGUUUUUAAAAUGA